GGUCUGUUAAGUUUCAAUUGAAUGCAUUCCGUUUUUUUUUUCAUCACUUCUAGAAAAAAACCGCAAGAAAAAGAAAAACAGAUUUCUAUUGAGCGACUCUGCUUAUUAGCUCAGGCGGAAAUUUCUGUUCUUCAUGUGCGUUUAAUUGUACGGCCAUUGCAGCGUGCUACAGUGUUACUUCGAGUUUGAACUCGGCAAAAAUGGAUGUCCUGGAUUUUGGGGCCUUUGUUGGAGAUUUAUCCAUGGAAGACGAUGGAUCCAGUGAUGAUGUCUCUCUUGAAGGACUACAACAAGAACUAGAAGAAUGUAUACAUGAUGACGUGGUAGCUAACAUCCUGUCAAAUGGCAUUACGUUACGUGACUAUACGAAGACCGUUGAGAAAAACUUACGUGAAGGUGAAUUAAAUUCUAUUCAGGAUUAUAUAAAAGAAAGUGAUAAUUUAGUAUCGCUUCAUGAUCAAAUUCGUGAUUGUGAUAUGAUCUUGUCACAGAUGGAAUCCCUUCUUAGUGGAUUUCAGGCUGAGAUUGGUUCCAUAAGUUCAGACAUAAAAGUUCUUCAAGAGAAAUCAAUGGACAUGGGCCUGAAGCUGAAGAACCGCAAGCUGGCAGAAUCAAAGUUGGCCAAAUUUGUUGAAGAUAUUAUCGUCCCUCCGAGGAUGGUUGACAUUAUUGUGGAUGGUGAGGUCAAUGAGGAAUACAUGAGAACAUUAGAGAUACUCAGUAAGAAGUUAAAGUUUGUGGUUGUGGAUUUGACGGUGAAGACUUCAAUGGCUUUAAAAGAUGUACAGCCUGAGUUAGAAAGACUUCGGCAGAAGGCAGUGUCCAAGGUUUUUGAUUUCAUUGUUCAAAAGCUUUAUGCCUUGAGAAAACCUAAAACAAACAUACAGAUUCUUCAGCAAAGUGUUCUUUUGAAAUACAAGUACGUUAUUUCAUUUCUAAAGGAGCAUGGCAAGGAGGUGUAUGCAGAAGCCCGAGCAGCUUACCUUGACACAAUGAACAAGGUUCUGAGUGCACAUUUUCGUGCUUAUAUACAAGCCUUGGAGAAAUUGCAACUUGACAUAGCAACAUCCAGCGAUUUGAUUGGUAUCGAAGCUCGAGGAACUAGUCUUUUCUUAACCAGAAGAGAACCUUUGAAGAAUCGUUCAUCGGUGUUUGCUCUUGGGGACCGAAUAAACAUCUUAAAGGAAAUUGAUCAACCUGCAUUGAUUCCUCAUAUAGCAGAAGCAAGCUCUCAGAAGUAUCCUUAUGAAGUUCUUUUUCGGAGCUUGCACAAACUGCUGAUGGAUACUGCCAGUUCUGAGUAUAUUUUCUGCGAUGAAUUUUUUGGGGAAGAGUCGUUGUAUUAUGACAUAUUUGCAGGCCCAUUUGGAGUUAUUGAUGAGCACUUCAACACGAUCUUGUCAAAUUCUUAUGAUGCGGUUGGCCUAAUGCUCAUGAUUCGCAUUACCCAUCAGCACCAGCUUAUCAUGUCAAGAAGGCGGAUUCCCUGCUUGGAUUCAUACUUGGACAAGGUUAACAUUGCACUAUGGCCCCGUUUUAAAAUGGUCUUUGACAUGCACAUCAGCAGUUUACGUAAUGCAAAUGUGAAAAUGUUGUGGGAAGAUGAUGUCCGUCCUCACUAUGUUAUGAGACGUUAUGCUGAGUUUACUGCUUCUCUCAUUCAUCUCAAUGUCGAAUAUGGAGAUGGUCAGCUGGAAAUGAACUUGGAAAGACUUAGAAUGGCAGUAGAUGAUUUAAUCAUGAAGCUUUCCACAAUGUUUCUUAAAUCAAAGCUGCAGAGUGUGUUUCUUAUAAACAAUUAUGAUAUGACAAUUGCUGUCUUGAAGGAAGCUGGUCCUGAUGGUGGAAAAAUUCAGAUGCACUUUGAGGAGGUCUUGAAGAGCCAAACAACUAUAUAUGUGGAAGAGCUACUGUUGGAGCACUUUAGUGAUCUGAUCAAAUUUGUGAAAACCAGUGCAUCCGAGGAUCCAACUUCGAAUUCCGAGAAGGCUAUAUCUAUCCGUGAUGUUGAACCGCUCGUGAAGGACUUUGCUAGCAGAUGGAAAGAUGCGAUCGAGCUGAUGCACAAAGACGUCAUUACGUCCUUCAGCAACUUCUUGUGUGGCAUGGAGAUCUUGAGAACUUCAUUAACCCAAUUGCUGCUCUACUACACACGUCUGUCUGAGUGUGUAAAGAAAGUGCAGGGAGGGUCCACACUGAACAAGGAUCUUGUUUCGAUUCAGUUAAUUAUUCACGAGAUCAGGAAGUUUUCAAGGACUUUCUAGACAUGCUAUAAUCUUUACUUCCAUUACAAUACAGCAAAUUUCGAGAUUUGUUGAUAACCUGAGUUGAUCGGAAGUCUGAAUUCUUCAAACAGAGUUGCUCCUGUCAAGAACUCAUAUAUCUGGAUUCAGUCUAAGGCGAAAACGGAGAAACUAGUGGCUGGACCUUUGGUUAUUAUAUUCUAGGUUGAAUUUUGGGUUCGAUGAAUGUUUUGAAAUUGUAUGUAAGAUUAUUAGAUAUACUUGAUUAAGAAGACUGUAUGAUUCACACAAAUUCCUGUCAAUUUUCAGAAAUGGCAGUUGAAAAUGAGAUGUUAUUUGUUAUUUCUUCAGGAUUCCAAACAGGUGGUCCUCAUUGGUUGAAUUGAUAAGUUCAGUCUUUCUUUGGUAACACGACGCAUCAUGCAUGUACUCUUGACGUCGACUAAUGUUUGCUCAAAUGCAUUUAGUGUGAGGAUUU
Amaranthus tricolor (Joseph's coat) is the source of this 2721-nucleotide messenger RNA. RefSeq names its product vacuolar protein sorting-associated protein 52 A. The record is from RefSeq and is a predicted model, not a curated record. Gene Ontology annotation, biological process: retrograde transport, endosome to Golgi; Golgi to vacuole transport; endocytic recycling. Lineage: Eukaryota; Viridiplantae; Streptophyta; Magnoliopsida; Caryophyllales; Amaranthaceae. Gene Ontology annotation, molecular function: syntaxin binding. Bases 201 to 2264 code for a protein of 687 amino acids. Gene Ontology annotation, cellular component: GARP complex. The transcript has 19 exons.